AUGCCUAUCGAAGCAAAGGAAAACAUAGUUCGCAGCAAACAACUCUGUAGAAACUGUUUGCGACAGGGCCAUAUGGCACGAAAUUGUUCGUCGGAAAGCACUUGCCGUAAUUGUCGGGGUCAUCAUCACACGUUAAUUUGUACCAGUACAAGCCAACAAUCAUUUCAAGGCAAUGUUUCACACACUACUGGUUCACUGUCUCGUCCGCGUAAUCCAUCUAGCCAACGUAACGAAGAGCAUGUGUCAUCAGCGUCUGCGGUACAGCCUGGUACAACGAACAGUAGUAUCCAAGAGGCAUCUAGAAACAAAAUUCUUCUAGCUACAGCUGUUAUUCUACUAGUCGACGGCAGCGGAGGUGAAUAUCCAGUUCGAGCGUUAUUGGACUCAGGAAGCGAGUGCAGUUUCAUCACGGAAAGGGCAACCCAACGCAUGAGCAUUCACCGCGAAAGGGUUAGCAUUGCAAUUGCGGGUAUUGGACAAUCCUCUACGCGAGUUCUGCAUAAGAUCCGUUCCACAAUAAAAUCACGUAUAACGGAUUUCGCCACCGCAAUCGAACUACUCGUUCUCCCAAAAGUCACUGUGGAUUUACCGUCCAUGUCAGUUGAUGUGACUUCAUGGUCCCUUCCAACGAGAAUACAGUUAGCCGAUCCAUCCUUUUAUGAUCCCGGCUCCAUCGAUGUAGUACUCGGAGCAGAAGUGUUUUUUGACCUAUUCAAGGCUUCAGGUCGAAUUUCACUCGGAGAUACUCUGCCUACGCUUGUUAAUUCGGUUUUCGGAUGGAUCGUGUCCGGAAAAGUAAGCGAAGGCGCUCCUCGAAGUGCGUUUGUUUGUAACGUUGCAAGUACGGCGGAUCUGCAUAACGAUAUGGAACGUUUUUGGGCAAUUGAAGACGAACCAACUACAGCGUACUCUCCAGAAGAGGCACUCUGUGAGAAAAUUUUCUCCGAAAACGUCACUCGGGACUCUGACGGUCGCUAUGUUGUACGAUUACCACUAAAAAGAGAUCUAUUGGACAAUUUGGGUGAUAAUAGGCGUUCCGCCCUACAUCACUAUCGACUUAUCGAAAAUCGUCUAGGUCGUGAUCCCGGUUUAGCGACGAAGUAUAGAAAAUUCAUGGACGAGUAUUUUCAGCUUGGCCACAUUGAGAGAAUCGAUGAAAACAACGCCUUCUCUCAACCCUUCUUCCUUCCUCAUAAUCCAGUGAUUCGAGCGGAGAGCAGUACGACGAAGGUUCGCGUCGUAUUUGAUGCCUCCUGUAAGAGCGCAACAGGCCGGUCUCUAAAUGACGUCAUGCUUGUAGGGCCCACCGUGCAACAGGAUUUGAGGUCCAUAAUCAUUCGGUCUCGUUUACACCCAAUAAUGCUUAUCGCCGACAUUACCAAGAUGUAUCGGCAGAUUCGUCUACACCCAGGAGACACACAUCUGCAAAGGAUCUUCUGGCGAUCGACUCCGGACGAACCUAUUGGUGUAUACGAGCUCAAAACGGUUACCUACGGUACCGCUUCGGGACCAUACUUGGCGACUCGAGUUAUUUCGCAGCUGGCAACGGAUGAAAAGUGCCACUAUCCUUUGGCAGCAGAGGUGGCGUGCAAAGACUUUUAUGUCGAUGACCUUUUCACUGGUGCAAAAACGGUCAACGAAGCAAUUGAGUUACGUAAACAAAUGGAAGCAAUGUUCAACUCGGCAGGCAUGGAGUUACGAAAAUGGGCAAGCAAUGUUCCAGCUUCUCUUCAAGACGUUCCAGAGGAAAACCGUGCGAUCAAGGAUCUAGUGGACUUCGAUAAGGAUCAGUCAAUAAAAACGUUGGGCUUACAUUGGGAGCCUCAAACUGAUCGGCUAAAGUAUGUCAUCCCGAACAUAACGAUCGACCGAGAAUCUGCAGUUACCAAACGGUACACACUCUCUUCUAUCGCCAAAUUUUUCGAUCCCUUGGGCCUAGUCGGUCCGGUCGUGUUGAUAGCGAAGGUUUUCAUGCAGGCGUUGUGGGGUCUUAAGAACAGCAACGACACACCCUACGAUUGGGAUCAAGAGUUACCUGAAACAAUGAAGCAGCGUUGGUUUGCGUACGUAUCCAAAUUACCAAGCCUCAAUGAUCUGCGAAUCAACCGGUUCGUCAUUCUCUCGAACACUACUGCAAUCGAGCUUCAUUUUUUCUCGGAUGCUUCCGAGACAGCAUAUGGAACCUGCGUUUACGUCAAAUCAACGAAUUCGUCGGGACAAACGAAAACUGCGUUACUCACUUCGCGUUCCAAGGUUGCUCCUCCAAAGCAAAUAAGCAUCCCUCGCCUCGAGCUUUGCGGUGCUCGUUUGGCAGCCGAGUUAUAUGGCAAGGUGUCCGAUUCACUUCGUAUUGAUGCUAGAAUUCACUUCUGGGUUGAUUCAACAACAGUACUGAGUUGGCUUCAGGCAAGACCGUUAACAUGGACUACGUUUGUAGCAAACAGAGUGGCUACAAUCCAGCGCUUAACUCAAAAUUGUGAGUGGCAUUUCGUUCCUGGGGUAGAAAAUCCUGCAGACAUCAUAUCCAGAGGGCUUCCUGCAGACGAACGAGCUUCCUGUAAGGUCUGGUGGGAAGGACCCACAUGGCUUCGACAAUCAUCGAAAUUCUGGCCCACUUCGCCGUUGGAGACACAAUCCAAUCCCGAAUGUUCGAGGGAAGUUCGAAAGACUGCUCAUAUAGCUACAUCACAACCAGAUUCUUCAUUUAUCGACGAGUAUAUCGCUCUUUUCUCCAGUUAUAGCCGCUUGGUGCGAACGACAGCGUAUUGGAGACGACUUUUCACCUUCUUACGAACUCCAAGAGCUGAACGUAAAAUGUUUGAACCACUUACGUUAAGUGAGCUGCAAGGUGCUGAAUUUGCUCUCAUUCGAUGUGUGCAGCAGGCCGCCUUUCCAGAGGAAUGGAGAACACUACAUAAAAAUGGAGUAAUAUCCACAUCAUCUCGUCUUCGCUGGUUCAACCCACAUCUCGGAAAAGGUGAUGUCAUUCGCAUCGGCGGUCGCCUUAGUCGGUCCGCGCAGUCAUACGAUUCGCAGCAUCAAAUUUUACUGCCACAUUCGCACCUAUUCUUAAAACUUGUUGUACGCAGCUAUCAUGAACGCCUUCUUCACGCAGCUGUUCAAUUACUUACCAACACCAUUCGGUUGCGAUUCUGGAUUUUGGGUGGCCGCAGUUUAGCUCGUCAAAUAGUACAAACGUGCAUUGUGUGCUUUCGGGCAAAACCAAAGUUGGUCGAGCAAUUCAUGGCGGAGUUACCUUCUGCGAGAGUAAUAGCAUCCAGGCCAUUCUCCAUAGUCGGGAUUGAUUUUUGGGGACCGAUCUAUCUCAAGCCUCGCCAUCGUCGCGAUUCUCCUCCUAAAGCCUACGUAGCAGUAUUCAUCUGUUUCGCUACCAAAGCGGUGCACUUGGAGUUAGUGGCAGACUUGAGCACGGUAAAAUUCAUGCAGGCUUUUCGUCGCUUUGUCUCUCGUCGGGGUUUAUGUUCAGAUGUUCAUACCGACAACGGAAAAAACUUCGUAGGUGCCGCCAAUGACCUACGACGUCUAAUGCGAUCUAAUGAGUUCAAGCAAAGCAUGGCUGAUGAGUGUUCCAGCAACGGUGUUCGAUGGCACUUUAAUCCACCAAGAGGCUCACAUUUCGGUGGCUUGUGGGAAGCUGCCAUACGUUCAGCUCAAAAACAUUUUGUACGCGUCUUGGGUGAGCAUAAACUGGCGUACGACGACAUGCAAACGCUCCUAGCACAGAUCGAGUGUUGCCUAAUCUCGCGUCCACUUAUCCAACUAACGGACGACCCAUCGGACUUGCAGACACUAACGCCGGGUCACUUUCUAGUGGGGACGGCACUGAAAGCUGUUCCUGAUUCAAAUUAUAAAAGUAUUGCGUUCAAUCGUCUACAUAUGUGA
Molecule: messenger RNA, 3903 nt
Organism: Wyeomyia smithii (pitcher-plant mosquito)
Lineage: Eukaryota; Metazoa; Arthropoda; Insecta; Diptera; Culicidae
Exons: 1
Coding region: 1-3903 (1300 amino acids)
Biological process (GO): DNA integration; proteolysis
Molecular function (GO): nucleic acid binding; zinc ion binding; aspartic-type endopeptidase activity
Source: RefSeq, a predicted model, not a curated record